UUCAUUUCGCUCGCUGGCAGCGACAGCGAGCGAUUCCUUCGCGAUCGGGAAACACGAACAGAGAGAGGGAUGGAGCACUCGGAAGGGACUUCGACAAUGGCGAGUCCUCCUUCUCCGGCGUCGUCAUCGUCAUCGUCGUGUAGCUCCUCGCAUUCCUCUCAGUUUCCUCCCCUCCCGAUCAUGGCCCUCCGCGAGACAAUCGUCGAGAAGAUCCUCGAGAAUCGCGUCACCCUCAUCGCCGGCGAAACCGGAUGCGGGAAGAGCUCUCUAGUACCUCAGUUUCUGCUAGAGAGAAACAUCUAUCCUGUAAUAUGUGCCCAACCUUGCAGAUUUGCAGCAGUGGCCAUGGCUAAAAUGGUUGCAAAAGCCCGUAAUUGUGAGUUGGGAGAGGAAGUUGGAUAUCAUGUUGGUCAUUUAAAGAAUAUAUCAUCCAGCUCAAAAAUUGCUUUCAAAACUGUGGGAGUUUUGUUAGAUGAAAUACGCGAGAAGGGUCUAAAUGCACUUGAUUACAAGGCUAUCAUACUAGAUGAAGUGCAUGAAAGAUCUGUAGAGUCUGAUCUCCUUCUUAUCUGUGUGAAGCAGUUUCUUCUAGAGAACAACAACCUCAGGGUGGUAUUGAUGUCUGCAACAGCCGAUAUUGCAAAAUACAGGGACUACUUUGGAGAUAUAUCUGGGGAUGAAAGAGUAGAGGUGGUUUCCAUUCCUAACUCUAACCAGCAAACCAUUUAUCAAAGAAGAGUUUUAUAUCUCGAGCAGGUAACCAAAUUGCUUGGAAUGAGUUCAGACUCAGAGUCAUUGUCAGUGAAAUAUUGCAAUGGGGAAAGCCCUUCAACAGCCAAGGCAGAUAUUGAACCUGAAGUCCACAGACUCAUUCAUGAUCUGAUAAUGCAUAUACAUGAAAACGAGCCAGACAUUGAGAAAAGCAUAUUAAUUUUUCUGCCAUCAUACCGUUCACGGGUGCAGCAGUGGCGUCUUUUGAAGUCCUUAAGUUCAUUGUUCAAAGUCAUUUUGCAUAACAGUAUAGACACAGAACAAGCUUUGUUGGAUAUGAAGAUCUGGAAGUCCCGCCGUAAGGUAAUAUUAGCUGUACAAAGUGCCGAGUCAUCAGUGACAAUUCCGGAAGUAGCAUUUAUAAUCGAUUCGUGUCGAUCAUUACAAGUUUACUGGGAUGGUAGUAGGAAAUGUGAAUUCUUGGGGCUUAUGUGGGUAUCCAAAUCUCAGGCUGAGCAACGAAGAGGAAGAACCGGUCGGACCUGUGAUGGAGAGAUUUAUAGAUUGGUAACCCAAUCAUUUUUCAGUGAUCUAGAGGAUUACGAGUGUCCAUCUAUACUGAGAUUGCCACUGCAACAGCACAUACUUCUAAUCUGUUGUGCCGAACAAGAGGCCAUUAAUGAUCCCAAAGUGUUGUUGCAGAAGGCUUUAGACCCUCCUGAUCCUGAUGCUGUUCAGGUUGCAUUAGAUUUGCUAGUUCAUAUUGGUGCACUCCAGACAUCCCAUAGAGGGAGGCUUGAGCCAACAUUCUAUGGACGUCUGCUUGUCAGUUUCUCUCUGUCUUUUGAUGCAUCUCUGCUCAUAAUUAAGUUUGGGGAGGUUGGAUUGCUGCAUGAGGGCAUUCUUCUUGGUGUAUUGCUGGAUACGCAACCUCUACCCAUCAUCCAUUUUUUUGGGGAGGAUGAUUUGUUCGCAAAGGACACUGGCAGCUACUUUAGCAGGGAUACUAACAAACCCCCAAUUGGUCCUCUAAAGGAAGUGAUCUUAAUGGCGAACUUGUGUGCCUUUAUGUUUUGGCAGCGCAUUUUCAAGGACAAGUAUCGCACCAAGCAUUUAAAUCAAGUCCUACAAUUUGAUGACAUAAAAGCUACGGAGAAGACGGUGCUGGAGGCUGAAGAAGAAUGGUGCUUCUUUCAUAAUCUCGCGCGGCCAUCACUUAAUCAUGUUGCUGAAAAAUAUGAAGACGUCCUGAGUUCAUUGCAUCGAUUUCGGCCCAACUUCCUUGGUAAAUCUGAUGGUUUUCCUUCUUAUUACUGUCCGCGUGACUUCCGGCACAAAUGCCUUCUUGAGUGUCCGCCAAAUGAAGAUGAAGAACUUAAUAUAUCUGUCGACACAAGGGAAUGUGUUGCUAGGCCAUUUGUUGCCCCAAAUGACUUCAAGACAAAAAAUGUGGCUGACAAAUUGACAGCUGUUGUGAAAGAGCCCGAGAGUUCCUCUGAGAGUCGUUUCUCUGUUAACAAAUGGGGUAAAUUAUGUAGAUAUUUUCUAGAAGGAUCUUGCAACAGGGGCAGCAAUUGCUCGUUUUCCCAUUCAUUCCAAGCAAAAAAACCUACGUGCAAAUUCUUCACUUCUUUAAAGGGUUGUCGAAACGGUGAUUCAUGUUCCUUCUCUCAUGAUCUGGGCACGUCAUUUUCAUCAGUCACUAAGCCAAGUUCAUGCAUCCCAGAAAAUGGUGAUGCUGACCCAGCACUACUUAUUCGGUUAUUUCCUUAUGCUGAUGAUGGGAAUAUUCUUAUCUUGGAUGACACCAACUUCCAUUUUACCUCCAAAAUUGCCCGGAUUUAUGAUCCCUUGAGAAUGGUUGCCACCACACGUCUUCUGGAAUCCUCCAUGUUGGACCCGUCAUUGACUGAUGUCAAGAUUAUGUGGGGACUCCAUCACCCAUACCAAACCAUCAUAGGGAAAUCUGCAGAGAGUCAAUUUCUGUGGAAGUCAGUGAAAUGCGUCUUGUGGUUUCCUGAUUUUGAAAUUUGCGGAUAUGGAGAAAAUUUGGAGGGACAGAAAAGUUUCAUGAAAAAUUUCUUCAAGUAUCUGGCAAUUCGGCUACUUGCUGACGCUUUAUGUGAAGUGCCGGUCAUUCUUACCAUGAAUAACCUUAGGUUCUCAAAACUGCAGGUGGAGAAGCUGGGAAGGAGCAGCUUCUUCUUCCUUACCGAGUCAUUUCCUUUCGCCGAGCAGAGCUUCGGGGAAUUGGCGGAUGUUAUGCCCACCCAGAAACUGAUGGAGGUCUCCAAGCCCAUCUCGUAUGUUUUUCGCAUGUACCCUCCUGCAGACAUCGAGUCUGAUGAUUUCCAAGCCAACAUUCGAAAAUGUCUGCAUGAUGUUCAGUGACUUUCGGUGGCGUAGGGAAUCAAAAGGUCCUUAAUUGGUCAUAACUCAUAAGUAGCUCCGAGAAUUCCUCCUUUUGUGAGGUUCUUCAGCGAAUGCGCUUAGGUUUUGCCAUGUUACGUCAGACAGAUGACAGGAUGUUCACUGUAUUGUGUGUAGUUCAACUAUCGACGAUCCUUGCCCAUUGCAGCAUUGCUUCUUUGCAAUGUAGUUUUGUUCAAAAUACUCGAGUAACGCAAACACGACGAGGUCAUCUAGGCCUUUGGAA
This is a messenger RNA of Eucalyptus grandis, 3367 nucleotides long. Its product is annotated as DExH-box ATP-dependent RNA helicase DExH8-like. Gene Ontology annotation, molecular function: metal ion binding; RNA binding; ATP binding. The record is from RefSeq and is a predicted model, not a curated record. Gene Ontology annotation, biological process: maturation of SSU-rRNA from tricistronic rRNA transcript (SSU-rRNA, 5.8S rRNA, LSU-rRNA). Gene Ontology annotation, cellular component: nucleolus; intracellular anatomical structure. Bases 70 to 3102 code for a protein of 1010 amino acids. NCBI's taxonomy places the organism in Eukaryota, Viridiplantae, Streptophyta, Magnoliopsida, Myrtales, Myrtaceae. The transcript is spliced from 14 exons.